Molecule: messenger RNA, 1995 nt
Organism: Trematosphaeria pertusa
Lineage: Eukaryota; Fungi; Ascomycota; Dothideomycetes; Pleosporales; Trematosphaeriaceae
Exons: 1
Coding region: 1-1995 (664 amino acids)
Source: RefSeq, a predicted model, not a curated record
AUGUGGACCGCCGACACCGCAAAGCACCGUCACGACUGCCCGCCGCCGCACCACGCGCCUGCCUCCGCGAAGCAUGGCUCCUUCUUCCCCGAGAUGCCGCUCUCCCUGCUCGGCUCGCUCCUGCGCAGGCAGAGCCCCUCGCCCUCGCCCUCGCCCUCGCCCUCGCCCGCUCCCGCUCCCGCGCCUGCCAGCCCCGCCGCCGCCGACACCACCCCGCCGCAGACCACGCCCAUGAAAGUAGACCCGGGCGCGCCUGAGAUAUCUCCGACUCCCUCCCGCCCUGCCUCCUCGAGCAGCCUUCUGUCCGCCGAGGACAAGCCCAGGAAGCGCGCCGCCCGCCCCAAGACCACCUACAACCUCGCGCAGCCGCCUCCGUCCUCGCACCCCAAGAAGCUCCACAUCCGCCCCAAAGUCCUGCUCCAGCUGCACCAAGUGAUUGCCUCACGCCGCCCGAAGCCCGUCUACGAAGUCAUCCCGUUCUCCAUCCUCGCCCCCGUCUCCACGCGGCGCCUGGCUCGCACCUUCCGCAGCAGAGAGAAACUGGGCCCGCACGAUCUGCUGAUUGUGAAGGCCGAGGAGUACAAAACCAAGGAUGAGGACGACAAGUCCGACGACGAGCGGUGGGGCGCGCGCGAUGUCAUAGCCGUCAUCUGCCCUGGGAAGAAAGAAGGGGACAACUGUGUCAAAACGGAGGUGUGCAUGGACGACGGCUCAAGCUGGGAGGUGACCAAGACACCGAAUGGCGGCUAUGAGUUCAGCUAUACAGAUGAGCACGGCCUGACCCUGAAGUCGCGCUGGGUUCCGAAGCCCCCACAUGCGCGCCGCCAGUCCACCAUGUCGAGCGCCUCAUCAGCCUCGCCAACGCUGCCCGAGGAACGCAAGUUCACGUUUAGCACAAUCAGCGCGACUUCUAGGCGCCACCCCAUCAUUGCAACCCUGACGCGCGAACGCAUUGAAGUAUUGGAUUCGUAUACAAUGCCCAGCGCGACCUCACCUCCUACGCCUGGCCUCCCUCCUUCCGCCCUAACCACCCCUACAACCACACCUAGCGUCGAGAUGGGCUCCUUCUUAGAUAGCGCCAACGAACGACUACCUGUCACAACCGAUGACGCACUUCGGCGCUUCAUCAUCGUGACCGGCAUAUGGGUUGCCUUCUCGGAGAAUUGGUCGCCUGCGUACUCUUUCUCCAGGGUCGCCUGUCCUUCGCCCUUGUCUACUUCCACGACCUUCCGCCCGGCCCAGCCAAGCCGCACCGCUUCCAUGCCGUUCAUUGACUCUCCUCGCUCCGCGUCGCCCGCCUCUACGACUGACGAGAGCCGGCGCACCAUUCCCAGGAUCAUAAGAACCGGAACGCAAUUGCUCCACCGCAACGCCAGCUUCAACAGCCCAGCUUCGUCGCCAAUAACUGAGAAACCUUCCCCUGUCUCGACUCCUGCUAAGACGCGUUCGCGCCGCUCCAAUUCAACGGGCAACGCAGAGUUCCCGCGCAAGACCGGCAGCACGAAGAAGCGGUUUGGCCUUGAUUUGGAGGACCAAGUGCUCCAGGAAACCGAAGAAGAGAGGCAAUUCAGACGCAGCACCGAACUUCUCCGCAUCAAGGAACUUACCGUGCCCUCCCCGCCAGCAGCAGCUUCGCAAACCCGAUCGCAAUCUCUUACGCCUAUCCCGUCCAUUGAGGCCCCAGCAUCAGACCGUUCGCCUUCUCCCGCAUCCUCGGAUCCCAGGGCAAAGAAAACGAGGUCGGCGUACAACCCUGUAACAACAGCUGGUUUGUGGGAUUCCGGGGUCGCAGACGGACCGGGGCUUAAGACACGACCUACGAGCAUGGUCGUAGUGAACGAGAAGCAGAAAAAAGCGAAGCGCAAGGAAGAACGAUCCAAGAGCAGGGAGAAGGGCAAGGAGAAGAAGGACAAGGACGGGCGACGCAAGAGCGAGAGCUUCAAGCAGCUGUUUACGGGAAUGUUCCGACGAGAAAAGAGCUCAUCUGGAUCCUAG